CCCUCAAACCAUCCAAUCUUACUCACAAUCUUCCAAUCGAUUUUCCAGAUACACACACUCUCUCUUCUCGCUUUUUCCCUAGGAGGAAUUUCAGCUGUAACACAAGUUUGAAGAAUGGCAACUGAGGAUCAGAAGUACAAGGCCGGUCAAACCAUGGGCGUUGCUGAGGAGAAGACGGGCCAGAUGACAGAAAACGUGAAGCAAAAGGCCGGAGAAGCCAAGGACAAGGCCUACCAGACGGCUCAGGCCGCGAAGGACCGGACCAUUGAGACCAAGGACCAGACCGGCAGUUACAUCUCCGACACGGCCGGUGCGGCCAAGGACAAGGCAGGGGAGGCGGUCCAGUACACCAAGGACUCGGCCGUGGCCGGGAAGGACCAGACCACCGGCGUCCUCGGAAACGCGGCGAAGUACACCAAGGACUCGGCCUGUGCGGCCAAGGACAAGGCAGGGGAGGCGUUCCAGUACACCAAGGACUCGGCCGUGGCCGGGAAGGACCAGACCGCCGGCGUCCUCGGAAACGCGGUGGAGCAGGUCAAGAGCGCCGCGGCGGGCGCCACGGAGGCCGUGAAGAACACCCUUGGCAUGGGUGCCAAAGAAGACACCACUACCGGAAAGGACAACAAUAAUUAGUUUUUGAGAAAUUGGGAAAGUGUUCUUGUUGAUUCCUCCAUAUUGUGUUUUGUACUCAUUUGGUUUAUUAGUAUGGCUGUUGGGAUGGUCUUUAAUUUGUUUCGAAUCGAGUUGCCUCAUGUUUGUGAGGUGAUGAUUUCACUUAUUUUCUUUGAGGUUGUUCACUUUUGACCCUUUUGCUAUGUACUCUACCACUACUCCUAGGUGGUAGCUAGUUUGGGUGAAAGUGCUUCCACAUUAUGUACUUUCCAUGUUUUAUGAAUAAAUAUUAGGCUUAUUUCCUUGUAAAAUGGCGUUUGUGGCAUGACUCUUGUCUCUCUUAUUCAUAAUUAUUUCGACGCAAAAUAUUUAAUGCAGGAGAGAAUU
Rhododendron vialii is the source of this 999-nucleotide messenger RNA. Its product is annotated as late embryogenesis abundant protein Dc3-like. The transcript is spliced from 2 exons. The coding region runs from base 115 to 633 and encodes 172 amino acids. The record is from RefSeq and is a predicted model, not a curated record. NCBI's taxonomy places the organism in Eukaryota, Viridiplantae, Streptophyta, Magnoliopsida, Ericales, Ericaceae.